CUUCGUGCACUGAGGAAAAUAAUCUGAUGUGAAAACAUCCCUUUGCUCGUGUCCACAAGAUUUGCAUAGAAAGCUUGUGCUUUCGUGCCUGUACUUCGUCUCCUGUCUAAAAGUUUGAUAUGCGUUUAGACUUCAAGAGUUGCACAGUUGAAUAGUCGAGUACUUUAACGCGAUAUGAAAAGUCCCUCCCACAGAUCAGCUGUUAAAGUGAAAUUCUUUCCCAAGUCUCGCUGUCGGGACGGUAUGGAGGGAGCGCUUUCAUAGCUGGCGCCGCGGUGCUGUGUUGGCGUCACACGAAGGUGUGGAGACGGUGAGGAAGUGGACGGAUUUCUGGCGUGGAGUUACGUGAGAUCGGAGCUUAAUGUCAACUUUCUGCAAGAGGCAAGGCGAACGCAGAACCUCCGCUUCAGCGGGACAUAUAAAAGCGAUGCGCACCGAAAGCAGAAAAGGCGUUAUUGUCGUUCCCUGAAGCUCCGACUGUCUGAGGUGGCGAGGAAUCGGGGCACUUGGGCUGUGUCGUUAACAGCACUGGGCAGGUAACUAAAGCCAAGCCGGAAAAACUCGCAGUGCAGGUUGUGUGCAUUCAGCAUUCGAUCAAAUGAAUUAAUCGAUCUGUACGUUAAACAACUCAGCAAGCUAAUCAUGAAGGACAGCAAGAGAAAUAAGCUAUUCGUCUUGAUGGACGUCUUCUCUGUGAUCGUGGCCUGUCUGCCCUCCGUUAUCCUGAACAGCAUUUAUCAGCCUUACCAUCGCGGCGUCUACUGUGACGACCAGAGCAUCAAGUACCCACUAAAGCCAGACACCAUCACCCUCGGCCUGAUGGCAGCAGUUACCAUAUCCUGCACGGUUAUCAUCAUAUCAUCUGGCGAGGCGUAUCUGGUCUACAAUAAGAAGCUGCAGUCUAACUCCGCGUUUAACCAUUACGUGGCUGCUCUCUACAAGGCGCUCGGCACCUUCCUGUUCGGGGCCGCCGUCAGCCAGUCGCUUACGGAUCUGGCCAAGUUCACCAUCGGCAGGCCGCGCCCCAACUUCUUCUCUGUUUGCGCCCCCAAAGUCUGCAAAGGCUACGUAUCUGAAAUCAACUGCACCGGAAACUUCAAUGAUGUCACCGAGUCCAGGUUGUCCUUCUACUCAGGCCACUCGUCCUUCGGGAUGUACUGUAUGCUGUUUCUGGCGCUGUAUGUCCAGGCCCGGCUGAGGGCCAAAUGGGCGAGACUCCUGCGACCCACCAUCCAGUUUUUCCUAGUGGCCUUUGCCGUGUAUGUGGGCUACACCCGAGUUUCGGAUUACAAGCAUCACUGGAGUGACGUUCUGGUUGGGCUCCUCCAGGGAGCGGUGGUCGCUAUUCUUACUGUACACUACGUUUCAGAUUUCUUUAAGUGCCGUGCUAUAACUCAUUGCUCUAGUCCAGAGACAGUUGAAAGUGACAUGCUGGAAAGAAAACCCAGCCUUCGGGUGGGAGAGGUGGAGCAAAACAACCAUUAUGGCUACCGCGGAACUGUGUGAGAGUUGGUGUGCCGGACCAAAAUGGACUACAUCUCCCACAAACCACUGGGCUGACUGGAGGCAGGCUACACACACCUAUCACAGUGGUACACUAGCCACUUUCCUGUCUUUUACUGUGUGCGUUUGGGUGAGAGCGCAGUCUCGUCGAUUCAAAAAUGUCCUUUAAAACAUCUUUGAUGCAGUUUUCUUGGUUUUUAUUUAUACUUUUAUUAAUUUUAAUAAUGAACAAAUGUUUAAGUACUGAAGAUUGUUUCAACUAAGACAACUAGGCCGGCCUGAGCUCUUGAUAAGACGACUUGUACUGGUAUCUUCAUAAAGUGGAAAUCUGCUUCCAAGCAACGGCUAGAAUAGUUGCUCUUGGCUGGAGCCUGGUUUGCAGUCCUCUAUCGUCUUUUAAACUCGAGUUUUUGGGUGUGGGGACAUGGACAUAUCCAGAGAGGAUUGCUGCGCAGAGGUUCAGGCGUGUGCCAGUCUUGUCUCAGUGCGGCUUUGGAGCGCUGCUUGCUGCUCAUACCAGCGUCGCUGAACGCCUCCUCUGUUGCGCACCUUGGUCAGGUUGACUGAUUUGAUAGAAAUCUUGUGAGCUGAACUACAGACUGUCACUGUCAUGUGAAUAGAAUGACAAAGAUCUAAUUGAUGUCUGAGUGAGAGAAUACCACUAGUUUGUUUGCUCAACCACACAAGUUAAAAAUGUUUUCUUUCUAUGCGACAAGUUUUAAUCUGACUUCAUAUAUUGUAAAAGAAUUCUGUUUUUCUUUCCUUUUCGUUGUUCAUUUGCAUGUUAUGUGGACAGAAUAUGUACUCUACAGUGCAAAGCCAAUGAGUGUGUUAAUUUCCCAAUUUUUUUUUAUCAUAAAGUAUGCAACAGUAUCUUCUAAAUAUGUGCCAUUUACAAUUUUGUACAUGAUAGAUUACAGCUGCCUAUAUAAACUGUCAUUUUCUCACUUUUAUAAACAGUUUCUCAUUAAAAACACAAGCAAAAACAAACAAGCAAAAAACAUUUUCAGUAAUUCUGAUCUCCUACAUUUGUUUGGUGCCUCUGUUAUUUUGCAUAUACAAUUGCAUUUGCAUUUCUUUUUAAAUGGAAUGUGCUUUCAGCUUGAAUCCAAAUGUAAAAAACUCCGAUGCUAUCAGGACUUCGUGUACUUGAUGGUAUUUUGAUUCAGAUAUUUUGACUUGUGUGAACAUGUGAAGUCACAAAUGCCAAACCUGCAAGAUUCAUUUGUUCUUCAUUAAUAAUUCUUACAUAUAUGCUUGCCUUCGCAUCUCUUUGUUCCACACGUGCCUGAGUGCGGAGCUGACCUAGGUGCGUGAUUGCACGGUUUAGGAACUGUGCCUUGGCGUCUCCUUUGGCCUGGCCACCAGCUCCGGCCUUGCUGUGUUCCCCACGGCACAGCCAGCGUUGGUCUCGUGUGGAAUCUGUAGCGGCAGUGCUUCACGAGUAGGCCCCUGCUAAGAGGUCAGAUUUAACAUCGUGGUCGUUUUGUCUGGGCUACAGCGAGACGGUGUGGGAAGCCUAACCAUUGUACUAGCAUGUUAACAGAGCUUCUCGCAUUAAAAGGACUGACCUAGGAGUAGUAUCAUGUAAAGAUACUGUAAGAUGACCUUGACAUGCAGACCAUGCUCUGUUUAUUUAUAUAUGGUGUUUUGUAUUUGUAUUAAAUACAAAAAUAUUUGCAAUAAAUAUA
Messenger RNA from Electrophorus electricus (electric eel), 3194 nucleotides. RefSeq names its product phospholipid phosphatase 2b (gene plpp2b). Lineage: Eukaryota; Metazoa; Chordata; Actinopteri; Gymnotiformes; Gymnotidae. Gene Ontology annotation, cellular component: plasma membrane. Gene Ontology annotation, molecular function: phosphatidate phosphatase activity. The record is from RefSeq and is a predicted model, not a curated record. Gene Ontology annotation, biological process: phospholipid dephosphorylation; signal transduction; phospholipid metabolic process.